AUGGAGGACGAGGGAAACCAUGGCAAUGAUGACACACGCUGCUUCAUAUUAUCUACUUUGGCAGCCCAGCAAAGGUCCAGAGUUUCUUGCGUGCUUUGCGACGAUAUCAUGCCUGUGUUUGAUCGCUACCCACUGGUCGAUGGGACCUUCUUCUUGAGCCCAAAACAGCACGCCAAGGGAUGCCAGGAGGUGAAGUUCGAAGGUCGCACCCAAUAUCUGUCUGCGGUUUGCAUGGCCUGCCUGGAGGCUUCGAGCCCUGAACGCGUAAUCCGCUGCCGCUUCUGCACCACCCAGUGGGACGGAUCGUCCCUGGUUUUGGGCACCAUGUACUCCUAUGACAUCUUUGCUGCAAUGCCGUGCUGCGCCGAACGCCAUAAGUGUAACAAUUGCUUCAAGCCUUUGCUCCAUCCUCAUCAGCGCUUGAACUUCUUCAGCGACUACAGUCAUACUCUGAACUGUCCCUUCUGCCAUGUUCAGGACACACACUUCGUGAAGCCUUUGGCUUUCUGCUACACCAAACAGACGUUCCCGCUUUACCAACAGUGGCCAUAA
Ctenocephalides felis (cat flea) is the source of this 552-nucleotide messenger RNA. Its product is annotated as headcase protein-like. NCBI's taxonomy places the organism in Eukaryota, Metazoa, Arthropoda, Insecta, Siphonaptera, Pulicidae. The transcript has 3 exons. The record is from RefSeq and is a predicted model, not a curated record. The coding region runs from base 1 to 552 and encodes 183 amino acids.